AUGUACCUCCGAGAGCAGCUUUGUAGCUGUUCCCGCCAUGAGGGUGGUGCUGAUGCCGUGAAACAUAGUCGGAACUCUGAGGCUGCAUUGCUUAUCGCAUACCCGAUUCCACAUGAAGCUGCGUCAUGGUCAUCCGGAGUGCUAAUGGUCGUCAUAUUUGGUCCGAUACCGAUAUUUGUCAUUUAUAAGAUUGCAUGCGCGAUUCACAGGAAGAUGCCCUUCCGCUCUUUAUUCGAGCCAGAUCUUGCGCUUUGGGGACCACGAAAUGAGGAGAAUCGCGUACGUGCGGCUGCAUGGGAGAAAAAGAUGAAUGUUCGUUUGCAUUGGUAA
Molecule: messenger RNA, 330 nt
Organism: Cooperia oncophora
Lineage: Eukaryota; Metazoa; Nematoda; Chromadorea; Rhabditida; Trichostrongylidae
Source: the annotation of a GenBank genome assembly